CUGGAGAGCGCUGGAUGGUCCCAGGUCUGAAGAAAUAUUUCUGUGACGUCUCUCUGGAUCCAAACACUGCCAACAACACACUGAAGCUGUCUGUGGACAAAAGGACAGUGACCAGUGUGGAGGAGCUCCAGCUGUAUCCCUCUCACCAGGACAGGUUCAGCUCCUGUGCCCAGGUCCUGAGCUCCACUGCUCUGACUGGGCGCUGUUACUGGGAGGUGGAGACGACAGGGGAUGUAGAUAUAGCAGUGAGUUACAGAGGAAUCAGACGGAGAGGAGAAGCAGAGGACUGUAGGUUUGGAGACAAUGAUCAGUCCUGGAGUCUGAGGAGAAAUGACAGAGGAUUUUGCUCUUUUAUCAUUGUAAAAGGGAAACAUACUCUGGCCACAGGACAGGUAGAGUAGGUGUGUUUCUGGACUCUGAGGCUGGAGUUCUGUCCUUCUAUAAUGCUGGUUAUUAUGAUGAUGAUGGUUCCCUGUUACACAUCCACACCUUCAGCUGCACCUUCUCAGAGCCUCUGUUUGUUGGCUUUGGUCUGGGGCGUCCUGGUUCCUCUGUGUCUCUGGUGAAGUGGGACAAUAUGAAAAUCCCUCCCACUCCUCCUAUUGGUCAGCCUCUGUAAGGCUCUGAGUGAGUGACAGGUAGAUUUAACCAAUCACAGAAGCUGCAGUUUGCUUUAAUCAUCUCCUUAAACGAUUCCAGGUACAUGUGAUUAAAUAGAAAUUGUCUCCAGAAACAUGUGACCUCCCUCAGACCAGAAGACUGUGGGUCAUUAUUUCUCUUCGAUUAUAAAGGACAAUUUGCACAAAUCACUGAAUACUCAAAGACAAAGACAUCAAGGAUUACAUUCAACAGGGCACAAAAAUGUCUUCUAUAAAUCACAUGUACUUUUAGACUUAAGUUGUGUUUUACUUUUUGUGUACUUACCAAACAAAAACACUAAAAAUGUCCUGUGGUGUGACGGUGAAACUAAACGGUUAUAAAUGCAUAAUGAUAACUCUACAUUCUUUACUUCAACUCUCUGCUACAAAGUUACACCAAAACCUGAAAAAGCUCAUCUUUCAUUUAUUUAUUUUCAUUUAUGUUUCAUUGUUGCUGCUGAAAAUUUUUUUUCGUGAUAAAUAAAGUGUCUAUCGAUCUUAUGCAGCAGAAAGAGCUCUGAGGUUAAAGGUCAUAAGAUUCAUUUCUUAUUUUCUAAAAUCCAACUUUUCUGAAAAACUUUGUGUACAGGUUUGAUGUCCAGCGGUCUGACAGCUGUAAAUAAAAUAAUGAAAUAAAAUGUCAAACGUUAAGUAUCCAUAAAUGUUUCACCAAAAAUGGUCUUUUUCUGUUAUAUUUGUUGUAUGAUUUCACACAGGUUGCUGUUGUUUCUUUCUGAAGCAGAUGCUCCUGUGUGUUUCUGUCCAAGGAUUUCAGAGGGAUGAAAAAUUAGGGCCAUUGCCAUAGCAACUAAUCAUUCAAAUAUUGUAUCUUUGGAAUGGUCCACAACAUGUGAUGAAGAGGAAGCUGAAACUGGUAGAUCGUGAACUGGAGUUGUUCAAGAGUCAAAUCCCUUCAGUGUAAAACUAUCUACAUGUGCAUUUCUCAGACGUACAAAUGUACAAAGGUCUUCUUGGUGAGCAUAAAGGUCAAAUGAUUUUGUCACAAAACCUUCCAAAAGUUGUAGGAGUCUUGUCAUUAUAUUUGGUGUCAUUCUACUGUGGUCUUAAUAAAUCCUUUUAUUUGA
Molecule: messenger RNA, 1723 nt
Organism: Boleophthalmus pectinirostris (great blue-spotted mudskipper)
Lineage: Eukaryota; Metazoa; Chordata; Actinopteri; Gobiiformes; Gobiidae
Product: vespryn-like
Exons: 2
Coding region: 15-401 (128 amino acids)
Source: RefSeq, a predicted model, not a curated record